Molecule: messenger RNA, 584 nt
Organism: Dendrobium catenatum
Lineage: Eukaryota; Viridiplantae; Streptophyta; Magnoliopsida; Asparagales; Orchidaceae
Product: probable steroid-binding protein 3
Exons: 1
Coding region: 59-364 (101 amino acids)
Cellular component (GO): membrane; endomembrane system
Source: RefSeq, a predicted model, not a curated record
AAUAUUAUCCGCAUAAAGAAAGGAACACACGCCUCUCUCUGCUCAUCUCUAGUCUGCCAUGGAUCUAACGGCGGAUCAACUGAAGAACUACGACGGAUCAGAUGACAACAAGCCAAUCUACAUCUCGAUCCGCGGCGUCGUCUUCGACGUCAGCACAGGCAAAUCCUUCUACGGUCCCGGCGGCGCUUACACCGUCUUCUCCGGCCGUGAGGCCAGCCGUGCCCUCGCCAAAAUGAGCAAGAACGAGGAAGACGUAUCCGGCGACCUCGAUGGCCUCACAGAGAAGGAGAUGGGCGUUCUUGAGGACUGGGAGAAGAAGUUCCGAGCUAAGUAUCCCGUCAUCGGUCGCCUUGUUGUCUCCUGAAUCACUGUUGUAUGUAAUUAGCUGUGGGAUGCGAGAUGUUUUUCAUCUAUUCGCUAAUUUGGAGAUAAACAUGGCUUGAUAUAUUGUCUACUUGUCUCUUGAAUCCCGUUUCGGUCUUUGUGCUGAUUUGGGAAAAUUAGUAUUAAGUGGUAUGUGGAUGAAUUCGAUGCAUUCUGGUGUGUUUAUUAUGAUAUAAUAAAUUAUGUGUUUUAUCUAUCUA